UGAACGGUUUUCUUCUUGGGACAUGAGGUUUGUCUUCGGAUGCAUCGGCAUCCUUUUGCAUUUUUACAACCGGUUUUAAUAGACGAACUUUUGAUGGGCCAUCAUGUUUUCUAUCAAGCCACCUAGCAGUUAAUAGGCUGAUCCCCUACUCGCCCUCAUCGAACCGUAUACAAACCAUUCGCUUUGGAAAGGCUUGAUCAUUGUUCAUUCGCCGUUGUUUUUAUAGGAUUUCGAAACACCCGAUUAGACACCUCUGCGUACUUAUUCGCAUGUAUUGGGAAUUCCCGCUUAGUAGCGGUUUUCCCCACAUUUGAAUUCCGCUGGUCGUCAAGCCGGAGUAAUCGCAUUGCGACUUUGUAUCAUUUGUCUUUUGAGUCGGCAUUCACCGUUGUCAAAACCAUUUUUUCUUCACAUUCUUUUUGUGGAUCAGAUUUAACCUUACUUUAUGCCUUCAUCUCUGCCUCAGAUAAGUGCUUUUCACGUUGGUCUGUUGGUUUUUCAAGGUAAUUGCACCCCACUGCGAUGUCCUGGGAGGACAACGUUUCCAACCAGCCUCCUUUGACCGGUUCUUUCUCAAACCUCAAUAUUGAUGCUCCGGAGUUCAUUCCUGGCCAACCUUACCCAGACACGAUACUUGUACAUAGUGAAGAAUCGUUUAUUCCAACCAAUCAGGUCCGUUCUACCGAUUGGACAGAUAGUAUCGAACCCAGAGAUAUACCAACACAACCUAUGGAUCUUUCCUUGAAACCAGAGCUUUCUGUGCUACCGGAAACACGGAAGGAUACCAUCAAUCUUGUCUUCAUCGGUCACGUUGAUGCCGGGAAGUCCACUAUUGGUGGUCAUAUAUUAUACCUUACGGAUAUGGUCGAUAAGCGCACGCUGGAAAAGUAUGAACGUGAAGCGAAAGAGAAAAAUAGAGAGUCUUGGUAUCUCUCCUGGGCUUUAGACACCAACGCCGAAGAGCGCGAAAAGGGCAAAACAGUUGAAUGUGGGCGGGCAUAUUUUGAGACAGCGAAGAAGCGUUUCGUUCUUAUUGAUGCACCGGGUCACAAAUCAUUUGUUCCGAACAUGAUCACGGGAGCGGUGGUGGCAGAUUUGGCGAUCCUCGUAAUUUCGGCUCGCAGAGGAGAGUUCGAAACUGGGUUUGACAAAGGUGGCCAGACGAGAGAGCAUGCGGUUUUGGUAAAAACAGCUGGUGUGAAGCACUUAAUUGUGCUCGUCAACAAGAUGGAUGACCCUACCGUGCAGUGGGAUGAAGGUCGAUAUAUUGAAUGCAAAGAUAAGAUUAUACCGUUUUUAAGGAAGAUUGGUUUUAAUGUGAAAUCCGAAGUGUAUAUUAUGCCUUGUUCGGGUUACACAGGUUCGUUCCUCCGCGAUGUGCCAGACCCAUCUGUUUGUCCCUGGUAUCGGGGUCCCUCACUCUUGGAAUACCUGGACUCACUGCCAAGUAUUACUCGUAAAAUCCAUGGACCGCUUCGAAUACCCAUCACCGACAAGUACAAGGACAUGGGCAUCUUCGUCACAGGCAAAGUGGAAUCUGGUUCAGUGUGUCGUGGACAAUCUGCGAUUCUCAUGCCAAACAAAACAACUGUCGAAGUAGCACAGGUAUUGCGGCACAGUAGCUGAGAUGUUUUGCACUUUUGGCUAACGUGCAUAACAAUAAUAAUAAAAUGAAGAUGAUGAAACGACGGAUCUUCAAUAAACACCCGAGUGAGGCACCAGAAGACUUCUUGCUAAAAAUCAACUGGCGGACCUCAGCAGUGCUCACCCGGUGUUCCUACCAGACGUGAGCAACACUCCGCAAGCACCAGUGGUCAAAAACAACCAAGCGUUUAAAGUAUUUGCCACGAAGUGGCCAAGUCUCUGAUCCAUAUAGUAAGAUCGGUCCUACCGCAGCGUUGUACACCCUACCUUUCACUGACAGGCUGAUAUCUCGCCAUCUCCAUAGAUGAUUGAGUCUAUUGUUCAUUUGUUCUCCGAGCUUGGCGGUUUUGUCGCAAACGUUUCACCACCAUGCGAGAUGGCAUCCUCAGUGCAGUGAUAUGUGGCGUGAAUCUGAUUGAGUCUGAAAAACCACCCGGGCCUUGAUGAUACAC
Dicrocoelium dendriticum is the source of this 2096-nucleotide messenger RNA. The record is from the annotation of a GenBank genome assembly. NCBI's taxonomy places the organism in Eukaryota, Metazoa, Platyhelminthes, Trematoda, Plagiorchiida, Dicrocoeliidae.